CGUGGCCUUUUGAACUGCGCCCAAGCGACUGGAAUGGAGUGUGUUGACUGUUCUUCCCUAGUUUUGUGAAUUAUUUCGUUAAGGUAAUAAAGCCGGAUGGUCAUAUGCCACGUUUAGAUUUACAACUUUUUAUGUUAUGAACAUAAUAUGGUUAAAAUGCUUAGUUUUGCAUGUGGAUUUUAAAAAUCGCUUUCUCAUGGCCAUGCGGCAAUGUUUUUGCUGUGUAGCUUACGUGGAUGACACUAAUCGAUAGGCCUACUAAAUUGAAUCGAACACAUUUCUCUUGUUUUGUUUGUUUUUGGCAUUUAUUUUCAAGCUAAACUGGGUCCUAGUUACACACACACAGACAGAGAGACACACACACACACAGUCAACUUUUCCUAUUUUUUAACGAAAUAAUUCACCAAACUGGGGAAGAGAGCAGACAACACACGCCAUUCCAGUCGCUUGUGCUCAAAGACCACGCCCACCGCGGAACGACCAAUGAAUAUUAACACUAACCCCGCCCAACAGCGGUAAACAGGCGAGAGCAGGUAAAUCAGGAAGUAAACACGUCUGAGUUUCGAACCUUCCUGUACCCGAAACCAAACACGGAAUUCACGGCAUUUAUGAACGUUUGGACAAUGACAAGUCAAAGAAGUCGGCUAAGUCCACCAGACUGACAUGAAAAUCCUGCUGCAUCCUUUUGUUGUUUUCUCAUUGACAGGUCUGCCUUUGGUCGCUGUGUGUCUGGAUCCAGUUUCAGUACAGAUUGACAAAACAUCAGUGCAGGUGGCGUCGGGUAGCGAUGUGAUGUUCACGGUGCAGACCAUCUCGGAUACAUCCCUAAUCAGAUGGAGCACUGCCGGAGGUAGUAACACGCUGGCAAUGUGGGCGAACGGACAGCCGCUUGUAAUAUUAGCCCCCGAGUACCAGGGCAGAAUCUCUGUCACCGCCACUCAGCUUAAAAUCGCCAACAGUAAACUCCGUGAUUCUGGAAACUACACUGUCUCCGUGGAACCCUCUCCUAGCACGGGACUCGGCAUCGGCACAGGCUCCGUGCAGCUCAAGGUGUUUGAUGCUGUAAAUGGAGUAAGUUUGUCUCUGCCCGGGCUGCCUCUGGAAGGCAGGAACGUGUCGUUGCGGUGCAGCUGGUCCGCGGGCACAGAGGCCACUGUGGUUUGGGGUAAAGAAGGAGUCGCUCUGUCCUCUGACACCCGCAUCACCAUCAGUGCUGGAUCUCUGGUCAUCAACCCAGCCAGGAGAGAUGAUGCAGGAGAAUACACAUGCACCGUCACCAAUCCUGUCAGCGCCCGCACGACCAAAGCCAACCUCAGCGUAUACUAUGGUCCAGACGCCCUGCAGAUGACAAAAACCUCAUCUGAAUGUGUUGGUGGAGGAGAUGCCACGAUGGGCCAGACCUUCCGUCUCACCUGCACAUCUGCAUCUCUACCUCCGGCGUUAUUCUCAUGGGAAGUCAACGGUCAGCCGGUGACCGCCGGUCAGUCGGGCAGCGGCGUGCUGAGUCUGCAGAUCUUCUCCACCAGUCAGAGCGGCCGUUACGUCUGCACAGCGCGGAACGACAUCACGGGGGUGGAAUCCAAGCAGCAGAUGGACGUGGUCAUUGUGGGCACCUGUCUCAGUGUGGGGGCCGUCGCAGGGAUCGUCGUUGCCUGUUUUGUCGCACUCAUCAUAAUUAUCAUUGUCAUUAUUGUGCUUCUGCGACAGAGGAAGGUUGAUAAAAGAAUCAAAGACGCGGUUGAACUUCAGAAAACAAACCAGAGGAAUGGCCACACGGUUACUGCUCCUCCACAGAAUGCCGACAUUACUUACAGAUCUCUUGUCAAUGAAAACGUUGAUCCAGCGUUACACAACUCGCGCGCACAGAACCAACAGAACUUAACCACUCUUCCUAUUAACGUUGACGGUAACUUCCACACGACGACACAAAACAACCCACUCCAGCAGAAUGGACAUCUGAGCACAGAUGUGUUCCAGCACAAUGGCCAUCUAAACACCAAUUCAUAUCCAGACAACGUCCAGCCGAACUCCAGGUCAUUCACAGGGCCGGGCCAACACAAUCCCAACAUCCUGAUUCAAACGGGUAACCCUCAACCCGGUGCACCUGUUCCUACAGUACACGUAAACCUCAACACCGUGCCAAAUACUGACCAACACAACAGCGCUCGGCCUCACACAGUUCAUGUCAAUCUGAACACGUACCCUCCAGAAGCAAGCCAGCCGAGUCACGCUGAUCAGAGGGAAAACACGCUACCUCGUCAACAUGCUAACGGCAACCAGAUGAUUUCUUCUCGGAGUUUGGAGAAUCCGAACGGAUCUCAUCGACCGAGUGAACUCAUUCCGACCAGCUACUCUCACGCUAGAAACAGAGGCAACGCCAACCGUCGUCCUGACAACUCGCGAUCAUCAACAGAAGAGCAACCCCGACGUUCUAUACCUGUACAGAUGCCAUGGGACCAGUUGCAGGGAACACCAGCUUACCCCAACCGCCGAGAACACAGCUCGGAUAGUAGUGGACCCUCCGAGCGGCGGCCUAGAUCGCCACGUGAUGCACCAAGGGAUCGACCUGCUCAGGUGCACAGAGCGACAGAACGUGCGGUUGGGUCGAAUCGGGAUGCUUUUGCCACCCAUGGAAGAGACCUCCAGAGAUCAGUUGCUCAAAGCGUGGCACCGAACCGCUCUCGUACUGACCCAAAUAUGCACACACGACCACAAGCCCCAUCUCAAAACCAAAUCGCUCCGUCCCAAAUCCCUCAGGAUCAGACUGUCCCGCACUCACAUCUACCUCAAGCAACGACCGUACCUUUCCGCACCGAAACGCACCAAACCCAUUCGCAGACCCAAACGGGUGCCAGACCGGAUCACACGUCCGUUCAUCUUACUCAGGAAGCCCUCCGGCAGCACACCGUCCAGACGGAGAAUCCUUUCACCAAACCAGUCCAGCAGACUCGAGCCGUCCAGAAUCCCGGAGCUCCUUCUCAACCCACCCAACAGCGCAACAAAUCAGGUCGUCGAGCACCCACUCCACCUCUGGUGCUGCAGCCGGCCCAGUUCCAGACGCUUCCUCGGGAACCCGUGCAGCAGCCGCGCAACCUCCAGCCCGCGCAUGUGAUCAGUCAGCCCGUUCUCGCAGCGCAUAGACACAGAUCUCCAGACACGCACAGGCGUGAUCAAAUGUGGCACACGAGCCCUCAACGAGUGCCGUGGAUUCAACCCGUGCAUGGACACCCAGCGCAUGUCAGACAGGUCCACCGAGGGAGACCCAGACGCUGAGAAAACUCAAAACUCAACACUGUUUGCACUGCAGAAAAAGAAGUUUCCUUACAAAGCACAUUGUGUCUCUGUUGGGAUGAAACAAAUGUUCUGCCUUUCCUCCGGCCGUGCCUUUAUUCUGCUGCACAAAACGUUUUGUUUUACCGAGAGCACAUUAUUGAUAAGACUGAUCUCUCUGUCUCACACCGCCGUGUCACGUGCGCUCCUCAUCCAUCAGAACAAUACUGCACGGCAGCGUUUCUUGCACUCGGCCGUCUGAAAUGUGAAAAAAUGAUGUGUUUUUCCGCAGACCGGAAAGCGUGGCCGAACUGAGCUACUAAAUGAUAAAUAAUGGACUGACAGUCCGCGUUUAUUCAGUUCUCUGCUCACAGAUGCUUCGUGUAACGCUGCUCAAUUAGAGCGAUUCACUACGGUGCGUUUGUGGAUGGAUUGUGCAUCUGAGUAUGAAGGAGACCCACCUCACGGACGUGUAAUUCAUUAAGCUCUUUUAUAUUGUACGUUAAUGAUGUGGAAACCGCUAAUGACUUGAAGUAAAAUAUGUUGUUGACAGGCCUAGUUUAAUGUGUAGAAUGAUGACAAACAUAUGCUCUUUGGAAUGGUUUAUAGGAUGUAAGAGAGAGUGGGGUAAGCUGUGCCAUGUUUUAUUUGAGUCAUGGAGAUUUGAGAUGAAGGUAUAACUGCAACUUUUUUUUUUUUGAAGAUGUUGCAUCAUAUCAGAAAGCUAUAGAAAUAGAAGUUGGCACAAUUUUACAUUACACUUACAGUCACUUUUGUUAGCACUGGAACAACUCCACUGUUUUACUUUUAUUUUACAGUAUUUGUAUAGUGCUUUUCACAAUACAUAUUGUUCUAAAGCUGCUUUACAAAGAAUGGAUUUCCUCCACCACCCCCGCUAGCAUUCUGGGAAAAAACAAUACAAUAUCAAUAAACUUGAAUGUAAGCUUUCCAAAUGUUAAACUGAAAUCAUUUUGCGUAAUGUCAUGUAACUGACCAAUAUAGACCGUUAAAUGUCCAAUGUAUGAAAUUUAACUGACCAAUAUAGACCGUUAAAUGUCCAAUGUAUGAAAUUUGGCGGUACCUAGUGGUGAGGUUGCAAAGUGCAACCACUGGACCGCUUUGAAACACUACGGCAGCGGACAAAGAACUAAGAUGACGUCAUGGUUGUACUACUUUGCCGAAGGAGAUAACACUUUGGAAACGGGAUAUGUGUGUGGUUCAACAAGACGAUCUAUCUGAAGUGGACCAAUCAGCAGGUGACAAAAAACAUUGAAGACAUAUCCUGCAAUAUAAUAUAGUCUACUGUACAUGUAAUGUCAUUUAUGAAAAUUAAAGUUCACCGAAAAAGGAUUUACUCAUAAAUGUCUU
This is a messenger RNA of Triplophysa rosa, 4638 nucleotides long. RefSeq lists its product as uncharacterized. Bases 664 to 3273 code for a protein of 869 amino acids. The record is from RefSeq and is a predicted model, not a curated record. The transcript has 9 exons. Lineage: Eukaryota; Metazoa; Chordata; Actinopteri; Cypriniformes; Nemacheilidae.